CGUGAAUCGAACACGCAACCUUCUGAUCUGGAGUCAGACGCGCUACCAUUGCGCCACAGAUCCUUCUGCUUCUUCUCGUAGCUUCAUAUUAUAAAUAGACAAAUAUCAGUUUUCACUUAAACACCAGGACUAAUUUUUCUACCAAAUCUCUGUUCCUAAUUCUCUCAAACCCACCAUUGAUGUGCAUUUUUGAUGUAAUCCGGUUUGUUUGUACACCAACAAACGACCGGAUUUAAAAGAGAUAUGAACCGAGUAAAAAUUCCGGUUUGCCCGCUUUUCUGUUUGAAAACCCUAUCUCCCUACCAAAACCCCAAGAUUUGCAUUUCUUUUUCUCUGAUCAAAUAUUCAGUGUACUUUUUAUCUCACUGAUUCAUCUCAGAUUUCUUUAAAUCCAGAUUUCAAGUAUUGGGUCUAUUUUGUUUCUGUAGAAGGCGAUCGUUUGUUCCUUAAGCAAUGUCGCUGAUUAUACAUGCGGGGUCCCACAACAAGAAUGUUUUCAAGACAUUAAUUGCUGCAGAAUAUGUUGGUGUUGAAAUCAAAAUGGCUGAAAACUUUCAGAUGGGUGUGUCAAAUAAAACUCCUGAGUUUAUUAAAAUGAACCCUAUUGGAAAGGUUCCUGUCCUUGAGACUCCAGAUGGCCCUAUAUUUGAAAGUAAUGCAAUUGCUCGAUAUGUUGCUAGUUUGAAGCCUGAAAGCUCUCUCAUGGGGUCUUCACCGAUAGAAUAUGGUCAAAUUGAGCAAUGGAUAGACUUUUCUACAUUGGAGCUUGAUGCUAAUUUGAGAGGAUGGGCCAUGCCAAGAGUUGGAUAUUCCCCCUAUAUCAAACCUGUUGAGGAGAAUUAUAUCUCUGCUGUGAAAAGAGGUCUUGGUGCUCUAAACACGUAUCUUGCAUCACACACUUUUUUGGUUGGUGAUUCCGUGACUUUGGCUGACAUCAUCAUGAUAUGUAACUUGGCAUUCAAGUUUAAAGUGGUGUUGACAAAGAGCUUCACUUCUGAGUUUCCUCAUUUUGAGAGGUAUUUCUGGACCAUGGUUAAUCAACCAAACGUGAGAAAGAUAUUUGGAGAAAUCAAACAAGCAGAAGUUCUCCCUCCUAUUCCUUCAGCCAAGAAACCAGAGGAUAAACCAAAACCCGAGCCUAAAAAGGAAGUCAAGAAAGAAGAAGCCCCUAAACCCAAGCCUGAAGUUGCCCCAGAGGAGGAAGAGGCACCAAAGCCUAAGGCAAAGAAUCCUCUUGAUUUAUUGCCUCCGAGUCCUAUGGUUUUGGAUGACUGGAAGAGGCUUUACUCAAACACCAAAACUAACUUCCGUGAGGUUGCAAUCAAAGGUUUUUGGGACAUGUAUGAUCCAGAGGGAUACUCUCUUUGGUUUUGCAACUACAAGUACAAUGAUGAGAACACUGUCUCAUUUGUGACCAUGAAUAAGGUUGGUGGAUUCCUUCAGCGUAUGGAUCUUGCAAGGAAAUACGCGUUUGGAAAGAUGUUGAUUAUUGGAAACGAGCCUCCAUUCAAGGUCAAGGGUUUGUGGCUUUUCCGUGGGACUGAAAUCCCAAAAUUUGUGAUGGAUGAGUGUUAUGACAUGGAGCUUUAUGAGUGGACCAAGGUUGACCUUUCUGACGAGGCACAGAAGGAGCGAGUGAAUCAGAUGAUUGAAGAUUUUGAGCCUUUUGAGGGUGAAACUCUUUUGGAUGCUAAAUGCUUCAAAUGA
This is a messenger RNA of Lactuca saligna, 1707 nucleotides long. Lineage: Eukaryota; Viridiplantae; Streptophyta; Magnoliopsida; Asterales; Asteraceae. The record is from the annotation of a GenBank genome assembly.